Messenger RNA from Geodia barretti, 1883 nucleotides. The record is from the annotation of a GenBank genome assembly. NCBI's taxonomy places the organism in Eukaryota, Metazoa, Porifera, Demospongiae, Tetractinellida, Geodiidae.
ACACAGUGAGAAGUGUGCAAUGGCAGCUCCGACUGCAGUAUUGUGUGCGAUGGUACUUGCAGGAAUGACAACAGCAUGUAUCGUAGGUAUUGACUGUGCAGGUGGUUACUAUGCCACAGUCGAGCCUGACUAUGUGAUAGCCUCUGAAGGGUAUCUUGUUAACUUUACAUGCUCCACAAACCUCAAUGUCACUUAUCCCAAGUGGAGAAUCAAUGACAGAGUGUAUGAUGUUACAAAUCACCCACCUGAAAUAACUUUCGAGGGAAUGAGUAUAAAAUUUCGAAUACCUGUAACAAGUGCCCAGGUGCGGUGCUUCAUUUCAACAUUUCUGGACGGAAAACUUGUUGAUAUCUGCAGCAAUACUGCUACAACUCUUCUUCCAGAACGCACUCGUUUACGCAGGAAUUCUGAUUCUUUUCCUGAGUGUCAAAAAGAAAAUGUAACAAUCUCAAAUGAUAUGGAGGUGUCAAUGGUGCAUAUAAGCAUUGAGCAUGGAGGUGACUGCGAAGUAUCCUUAAAUUUUUCGAGAUGUUCUGAUCCGCAAUUUGAGGUUGAGGCAAACGCAAUGUCAGUUGGUAAUUCUAAUGUAAUGGUUGGAAUUGACUCCAUCGAGACAUUCUAUGGGCAUAAUGUUACUGUUACAAUGAAUGACAUAUGUGAUGGAUGUAGGGAAAGGUUUUACCUACCUGACAUGAAACCAACAGAAUAUACGUUCAUUACAAAGGGACGGAUAAUUGAUGACCUCUCCAAUGACUAUGGCUGUGACUUUGGUUCUCCAGUUAUUGAGUAUUCAAUAUGUAUAUACUCUGGAGAUUCUAAUGAUUGCUUCGCAAAUCCAUGUGGGAACGGUCAGAUCUUCACAUCACUUUGCAGUGGUAGCACUUCAAGUGAUGGAACAGUUGGUCUUGAAGUUGGGGAGGUUGAAAAUGGAACAGUGGUUUCUAUUUUCUGCCAGAGGACUGAUUGCAGGGGUUAUUUCAGUAAUGUUCUGCUAUUUAACAUUGGAAUAUUGACAUGUGAAGAUUGCAAUGAAAACGCUGACUGUAUAGAGGGACAGUGUGUGUGUAAGAGGGGUUAUACAGGAGAUGGAUUAUCAUGUGAAGGAGUACCACCUGAACCAAGUUCUCUGUACAUUUCCAUGGAGUGCAAUGUUCCAGUUAGUGAGGGUAGACCUGUUUACAUAAGCUGGACGAUUGGUGACAGAGAGGAGGAGACGAUGCAUCCAGAUGAAAAAGUAGUGGCAACAGUGAAUCUGACUCGUCUGGGAGAAACUCCUGGAGAAACUGUCUGCUCUGCUGUGACCACCACCAGUUGUAUGACUAACAUCACUGCAGAUGGCAACUAUACUGUAUCUCUCAUUCUCAGUAAUGGAUUUGGAUCAUCUGAGCCUAUAUCCUUUUCUUUUAACUCUACCGCAAUGAAGGUGGAGGCUAAUCUCGACAGAACUCCCCCCAGUGUAACUUUCACCAUCAAUGAGUACUGUGCUGAUAUGAGUAUCUACAAUGUCACUGUGUCUUUUGGACUGAGGGAGAAUGGCAGCAGUAACUGUGACUUCCAGCAAUAUAACAGAGUCAUCUUAAUGCCAGGGAUUCCAGUGACGUUGUAUACUUCAUUAAUGAUGAGUGACAGUCUGGAGUACUGCUUUAACACUACUGUUCAGGAGCCUCCUUCCGCUCCAUGUUCUGAGACUAUGUCCGUAGUAACUCUUGGUGUUGCAUUUGGAUUAACCUUUUUGUUACUCUUACCUCUUCUGUGUGUCGUCAUCUUCACCAUCAGGGAAAGGAAACAUAGGUGUUCUCUCAGUCCUUAUACAGAGCGAAACAAACCGCAGGCCAUACCCUUGGAGAGUAAGAAAGCUCAUUCGUCAAUGUGUCUACUGUGAA